Molecule: messenger RNA, 2155 nt
Organism: Spirometra erinaceieuropaei
Lineage: Eukaryota; Metazoa; Platyhelminthes; Cestoda; Diphyllobothriidea; Diphyllobothriidae
Source: the annotation of a GenBank genome assembly
AUGCCACGUCCUAGACGCCUCAAUGUCGCAAAAAUCCGGCAAGCCAGCACUUCCGAGGCCCUAAGCAGAGAAAUCCGGACCUGUUUUACGACCCAAGCCGACGGAGAAGUCAGUAACCAGUGGUCGUCACUGAAGACAUCAGUCUAUGGGACAGCUGAGAAAAUCCUUGGAUACACCCAACGACGCCGCAGUGACUGGAUCAGCGGAAGAACCCUGCAGUUGUCUGCUCAGACAGCUAGAGCCAGGUCCCGCAACGAUGACUACUUCCGCCAACUUCGGAAGAUGACGGCAAAAUCGGCCAGGAAUGACCGGAAGCAAUAUUGGGCUGAAAUAGCGACAUCCAUGGAACAGGCUCCGAACGUUGGGGACACUCGAAAGCUCUACCGUCUGAUCCGCCAAGUUAGCGGUAAGCCCUCUACACUGAGUGACUCUGUUCGCGAUGUGAACGGCGGCUUUAUUGCUGACAACUCGGCCAAAGUCGAGCGCUGGCGUGAGCACUUCGAACACCAUCUCAACUUCGAUGCCCAACCUACCUCGCCCUUGCUCUCCUCCUCAGCGGAGUUUCUUCCCUCUCCUACCUACGCAGUGCAAUGCGAUCCCCCCUCCGAGGAAGAAGUCGCCGAUGACAUACGAAAGUUGCGCAGCAAUAAGGCACCCGGAGAGGACGGUAUACCCGCUGAAAUCUUCAAGUCUUGUGUCGACACUGGUGCCCUGGCUCCAUGAGGUGAUGGAACGAGCGUGGAGAGACGAGGUUGUUCCUGAUGAUUGGGGCUUAGGCAUCCUUGUACCUAUCCUCAAGAAGGGAGAUAAGACGAGAUGCGAGAACUACCGCGGCAUAAGUCUCAUCGACGUUGCUGCGAAGAGCUUCGCUAUUGUCCUACUCAGGCGAUUCCAGGAUGUGCGUGACUCAAGGACGAGGCCCAACCAAGCCGGAUUUCGUGCUGGACGUGGAUGCGCAGAUCAGAUAUUCACACUGAGGCGCAUUCUCGAAUUUCGCCAUAGCUACCAACAACCGACGGCCGUCUGCUUCGUUGACUUUGCCGCCGCGUUCGAUUCCGUUCACCGUGAGUCCCUGUGGCGGAUAAUGGCGCUAGAUGGUAUACCGGCAAAAAUCAUCGCCAUGAUCAAGGCCUACUAUCGCUCCACUACGGCGAGAGUCCUGGUCCGUAACAAUCUUUCCCAACCGUUCGGUAUUCGGUCUGGCGUCCGACAGGGUUGUAUCCUGUCACCCAUACUGUUCAACUACGCUAUUGACCGGAUCCUCGGAAGGGCCCUACGCGACAGUGACAGCGUUGAAUUUGCACCCGGACAUCGACUGACUGAUCUCGACUAUGCCGAUGAUAUCGCCUUACUUGCUUCAAGUUUUGGUGAUCUGCAGUCAAUGGUGUCAUGGGUGAACGAGGUCGCUAAAUCAGUCGGUUUGUCCAUAAACGCUGGGAAGACCAAAGUAUUCUCAAGCUGCAUCCUUGACCAGGAGAAGGCACCCCUGGGGAUUGAUGGCUGUCAACUUGAAGAAGUGGACAGUUUUAAAUACCUCGGGGCGAGGCUGCUGCCUAAUGGACAGAGUAAGGACGACAUUGUCUCCCGAAUCGAUGCUGCCCGCUGGGUUUUUUCAAGCCUUCGGAAAUACCUGUGGAACCGACGUGACCUAUCCAUCGCCACUAAGAUUCGCGUGUACCGUGCAUCUGUCCGGUCUGUCCUUCUCUACGGUUGUGAAUGCUGGGCUUUGCGCGUGGAGGACGAGCGAAAACUGGAGGUAUUUGACCACCACUGCUUGAGGAUCAUCCUUCGAGUGAAGUUAACCGACUUCGUCUCAAAUGAGACAGUCCGCGCUCGCUGCGACAACAGCGCAAGGAUAACUCAGGCCAUCCAAGAAAGACGACUGAGGUGGUUCGGGCAUGUUGUUCGUCGUCCACCUCAGGAGCUCAGUGUUACUGCCCUCGAUCCGGCACCGUUGCCCCAUUGGAGACGUCGAAGAGGUGGUCAGUUCAAAACCUGGCUCGACACUGUCCGUCAAGACAUGGAGGUGGUUCUUGGACCUUCGGUAUUCGGUCUCCGUCGUUGGCGAAAAGAAUGGGUUGAGCUGUCUAGAUCUGCUGCCGCAGAUCGUCACGCGUGGAGAGGUACAGUUCGGGACAUCAUCGAGGCCGGCUAG